Messenger RNA from Sarcophilus harrisii (Tasmanian devil), 867 nucleotides. It is a transcript of the gene FAM216B, whose product is annotated as family with sequence similarity 216 member B. The transcript has 4 exons. The record is from RefSeq and is a predicted model, not a curated record. Lineage: Eukaryota; Metazoa; Chordata; Mammalia; Dasyuromorphia; Dasyuridae. Bases 89 to 523 code for a protein of 144 amino acids.
UUAGACUGUCAACAGAAUCAAACACUACCAUCUCAAGAACCAGAAGGAAUGAUCCAGAAGGGAAGUGAGCUCCAGUUUAUGAGGAAAAAUGGAAUUUAAAACAAAUUUCACAGGAAAAGUAACCUUUACAACAAGCGAUAGGAAAAAUAUGAAUCAAAGCAAGAAAAAAAAAGUGGAAGCCCGCCGCCGUCCUGCAAAAAGUCCUGGAAAAAGUCCUGGAAAAAGUCCUGAAAAAAAUACUGACAAAGAAAUCCAACUAAAUUCAGGCAAACCAGUUCCUUCCUCCCGUUACAAUCCUGCAAUGUUGAAGGGCUUAAAUCCAGGACAAAAAAAAUAUCUGAAAGGCAUGAUGAAAAUUUAUGAUGCUAAACCCCAAUGGAAGGGCCUGAAAAAACAGUAUCUUAUUGGUCUUUGCUACAAACAUGCCUUAGGUUAUAUUGACAAGAAGAACGCCAUGUCUUUUAUAGCUGUUAUGGAUGGAUAUAUUAGAAAUGGACCCUUCACAGGCAAAAGUAAAAAGUGAAAGCUUCCAAAGAGCUCUAAUCCCUACUCUUGAAGAAAAUCUAUGGCCUCACAGUGAUGAACUACCAUUAAGAAGUCAUUAGAGAGCAAGGAUCUGAGUAUGUUUAAGGAGGAUACAUAGCCAUCAUAGCCUCAAUGACACAAUAAGACCCUCAAUUCCUUCAGGAAUGAUGUUUCCCAACUCCAUUCACACUGGUUGUGAAGUAGAGUCGUAGGAUUAAUAAUUAUACUAAUGUGAUAUAGAUUACAAACAAGGUUUUUUUUAAUCUACUUUGGCCUUUGCAACACGGUGGAAUUAGGAGGUGUUAGAGACCCAGGGAAUAAACAUAUCUGUCUAUACACAAA